This is a messenger RNA of Ananas comosus (pineapple), 1383 nucleotides long. Its product is annotated as caffeoylshikimate esterase-like. Bases 129 to 1133 code for a protein of 334 amino acids. Gene Ontology annotation, cellular component: membrane. The record is from RefSeq and is a predicted model, not a curated record. The transcript has 8 exons. Gene Ontology annotation, molecular function: lipase activity. Lineage: Eukaryota; Viridiplantae; Streptophyta; Magnoliopsida; Poales; Bromeliaceae.
UCACUCAUAUUCUCAAACCCUCUCUCUCUCUCUAAAAACAAAACCCAUAUACAUAUAUUGGGUUUGACAUGUUCAUGUUGAUUUGAUUGUAACAUUUACUUGAAGAUCUCUUCUUUUUCUUCUUUGCGAUGUCUCAGUUAAAGGCGAAGGGCACCAUUGAAAACAUCAAGUAUGAAGAGGAGUUUAUAUUGAAUUCGCGAGGAUUGAAGCUCUUUACGUGUCGAUGGCUCCCCGCGAACCGAGAGCCCAAAGCACUAGUUUUUCUCUGCCAUGGAUACGCGGUGGAGUGCAGCAUCACAAUGAGAGGUACUGGAACGAGGCUCGCGAAGGCCGGGUAUGCGGUCUACGGGUUGGAUUAUGAGGGCCAUGGCAAAUCCUCUGGGCUACAAGGCUACAUCACGAGCUUCGACGAUGUCGUCGACGAUUGCUCCAAUUAUUUCACGAGCAUUUGCGAGAGGGGAGAGAAUAAAAAGAAGAAGAAAUUUUUGCUUGGUGAGUCCAUGGGAGGAGCUGUGGCUCUACUACUGCACAGGAAGAAGCCUAACUAUUGGGAUGGAUUAAUUUUAGUUGCUCCAAUGUGCAAGAUUGCUGAUGAGAUGAAACCACAUCCUAUUGUGAUCAAUAUUUUGGCUAAGCUCAGCACAAUAAUCCCUACUUGGAAGAUUAUUCCGACCAACGACAUCAUCAAUAGUGCGAUUAAAAACCCAGAAUGGCGCGAGGAGAUCCGAAACAAUCCAUACUGCUACAAGGGGCGGCCUCGCCUUAAAACCGGAAGUGAGCUUUUAAUGGCUAGCUUAGAUAUUGAAAAGAACCUUGACAAGGUUUCUUUGCCUUUCAUAAUCGUCCAUGGAGGCGAUGAUAUCGUGACAGACCCAUCGAUAAGUCGAGCCCUGUAUGAAUCAUCGGUUAGUCAAGACAAGACUUUUAAGCUCUACCCCGGGAUGUGGCACGCGUUGACAUCAGGCGAGCCUGAGGAGAACAUCGGCCUCGUGUUCUCUGACAUCGCUGACUGGCUUGAUAAGAGAUCGAUGAGCUCGAGUUUCAGAUCGGAGAUUGAGCGCAAGUCAGGCCACGACCCAAAAACCCUAGCUUCAUACGACGCGAAAGCCCCAUGCUUAACAACUCCAAAUUGACACCAGACAUAUACACAUAUGAAGUUGUAGCUAUCUUAAUUUCAUGAUUAUGUUGUAAUUAGCGCGUGAUUAAUCUGCGUAACCAUUGCCAUGGGUUUGAGAUAAAAAAAUAUCAUGAAAUGUGGGUCAAAGUCCAAAUUGGAGAAGGUGGUGGUCAUGUUAAUUAUGAAAAGGACUUGGUUGUGUGAACUAAAUUACUAUAGGAAUGGUAUGAGCAAGGACUAAUUGAUAAUGUUCUAUUUUCUUGUAA